AUGCCUGCUUCGGCGACCCGUGCCGUUCUGCGGCAAUCGCAGUUCCUGACCCGGAGGACCGCGGUCAGAUACGCCUCCAACACCUCUGAAGCUGCCUCCAAGGCCAGCCAGACUGCCUCCUCUGCUGCUUCCAAGGCUUCCGAGGGUCUUUCUCGCGUCACUUCGACAGCUGGCCCUGCGAUCUCGAAUGCUGCUCAGGGUCUCGGUAGCGCUCUGAGAAAGGUUGGUGGAAGAACCGGAAAAGUCAUUGCCUUUGUCGACUCCUUGAUACCCCCUACUCUCUACUACUCCAAGGUCGGCCUUGAGCUCGCCAAGCUGGUUUUCCGUGGUCAGAACAUGACCCCUCCCAACCUGGCCACCUUCCAGUCCUACUUCCAGCCUUUGAUCAACGCUGCCAGCAACCCCUCGGCCCUCAAGAGCUUCUCUCCCCAGAACAUCAUUUCCCGUGUCCGCAACGCCAACAAGAAGGAGAUUGCUUUCGCUGGAGUUACCGCUGCCGAAGUAAUCGGUUUCUUCACUGUCGGCGAGAUGAUCGGUAGAAUGAACAUCGUCGGCUACAGGGGCCCUGCCCACGGUGACCACCACUAG
Aspergillus clavatus NRRL 1 is the source of this 588-nucleotide messenger RNA. RefSeq names its product F1F0 ATP synthase subunit g. Gene Ontology annotation, molecular function: proton transmembrane transporter activity. Lineage: Eukaryota; Fungi; Ascomycota; Eurotiomycetes; Eurotiales; Aspergillaceae. The record is from RefSeq and is a predicted model, not a curated record. The coding region runs from base 1 to 588 and encodes 195 amino acids. The transcript is spliced from 3 exons. Gene Ontology annotation, biological process: proton motive force-driven ATP synthesis.